Alternaria triticimaculans is the source of this 3006-nucleotide messenger RNA. RefSeq lists its product as uncharacterized. NCBI's taxonomy places the organism in Eukaryota, Fungi, Ascomycota, Dothideomycetes, Pleosporales, Pleosporaceae. Gene Ontology annotation, molecular function: ATP hydrolysis activity; ATP binding. The transcript is spliced from 9 exons. The record is from RefSeq and is a predicted model, not a curated record. Bases 1 to 3006 code for a protein of 1001 amino acids.
AUGCGCGCCAACACGACGCAGAAAGCCUACGACGAGGCUUUCCUAGCCUGCUCGACUGCAGUCUACUUUGAGGGCCAGAACAACGAGAAAGAAGCGCUGCGAUCAUGGAAAACCGCCCUUGACCACAUCUACUACCACAACGCCCGUCGCAACCCCUCGACCUACCGCCCCGCGUCCGAAACAGAGAGAGCACUGAUCGAAUCGCUACGCCAGUUGGAGCUGCAGUGUAAAGAGCGCGUGGAUCUAUUAGAGGCGCUGAAAAAGAGUCGCAAGGAGUCGAAAGAGAGCCUUGCCUCGCUCUCGUCAGACAACGAUGCACCCACACCACCACCCCACGGCGUGCCCCUAUCGCAAAACGAUCCAAGCGCAUCUACAUCAUGGCUCGGAGCCGGAUCUAUACCACCCAUAGAGUACACAGAUCUCUCAAGACCGCCAGCAUUGCCAUACCGUCCGGCGAUGGCGCCACGGAAGAGCUCCGGUACUGGCUCCAUACGGGACAACAGCUUGACCCAGACUCGGAGCGCAUCGACGCUAUCCCCAGGACCAGUAGGAGAUAAAAAGACACGUACCCCAUCCCCGGAGAAGAGUGGCAGAAUGCUACGGACACUGAGACCCGGGAGAGAGAGCAAGCCAUCUUCGGCGAAGUUGCCCAAUACGUUGAGAAGUCGCCCGGAUGCUUCAAAGGCAGCUACCCAAGCGUGGAGUGUCAAAGCCACAGCAUCCUCCACUCGGCCAACAUUAGGGGCCCCGAACCCAUCGACCAGUUCUCUUACACCCUCCGCCCGCUCAUCCCUCGACAAGCCGGCUGCUGAGAGACCGAGUGCUUAUUUUCCGAAACCCGAAGCACAACCGCCGCCUGCACAAGCACCGUUCUACUUUAGAGCUGGCGAGGGGUCAGCAUCAACCGCAUAUGCGGUUCCACCACUUGGUGGUGAGACUGAUCCGGGGCCGGUCAAACCUGCUACAAACGAGCGAACAGCGCCAGCAAUACCCCGAAAGUCUGUGGGUUUGAGUCGACUGAACAACGCGCAAGGGCCCAGUACACCAUUACCAUCUUACCGAAAGGAGUAUCCCAAGCCCACACCGGACCCUCGAUCUCUUGCCGCGUCUGCUGCAGCCCAUUCGUACGGCGACACUGGGGGCGAGCGCGGUGGAGUGAUAUGGGAUCCGACGACAAGGAGACUUGUACCGAAACCCAAGAGCAACGACACACAAGCGCGAAGCAGUUCAGAGCAGGAGGACUCACCUGAGUCUGUAUCACUGGAAGAGGACGGAGAUUUGCUCAAGCAGAGGCCACCUCCAGUGCGGAAGGGCAGGGCUAGAGGCAAUUCGAUGCGUGCAGAACUACCAGAUACCCCAGGUGCGGAUAGUUCUGAGGCGGAACUGGAGCCAGAAGAGACGGAUGAAUGGAAGCGCAAAACGGAUGAGAUCAUGAAGAAUUUGCCACGGGGCGUCGAUAAGCAAGCAGCACAGCAGAUAUUAAACGAGAUCGUGAUACAGGGAGAUGAGGUACACUGGAGCGACGUAUCAGGACUUGAAGUUGCGAAAUCCGCCCUGAAAGAGACGGUAGUGUACCCGUUCUUGAGGCCUGACUUGUUUAUGGGUCUGCGAGAACCUGCACGCGGCAUGCUCUUGUUUGGACCCCCUGGAACUGGAAAGACGAUGUUGGCCAGGGCAGUUGCUACAGAGUCAAAGUCUACUUUCUUCGCCAUAUCAGCUAGUAGUCUGACGUCGAAGUUUCUGGGCGAGUCAGAAAAGCUUGUUCGCGCCCUUUUCCAGCUUGCAAAGAUGCUGGCGCCAUCAAUCAUCUUCGUCGACGAGAUCGACUCACUCCUCUCGUCGCGUUCGGGAUCCGGCGAGCACGAAGCAUCGCGACGCAUCAAAACUGAGUUCCUUAUUCAGUGGUCCGAUCUGCAAAAGGCAGCUGCCGGGAGCGCGGUCACGGACAAGGACAAAGAGAGGGGCGAUGCAACUAGGGUUCUCGUCCUCGCAGCAACAAACCUGCCGUGGGCGAUCGAUGAAGCAGCAAGACGAAGGUUUGUGAGAAGGCAAUAUAUCCCACUGCCCGAAGAUUGGGUCCGGAAGCAACAAGUCCAGACGCUAUUGAGCCACCAGAAACAUGAGUUGAGUGACCGCGAUCUGGAUCGUCUGGUCAAGCUCACUGAGGGUUUCUCUGGUUCUGAUAUAACGGCGCUCGCGAAAGACGCUGCAAUGGGCCCUUUGCGCUCACUGGGCGAGAAGUUACUUUCAAUGACGAUGGACCAAAUACGACCGAUACAAUAUCAGGACUUUGUAGCUAGUCUGCAGACUAUCAGACCGUCUCUGUUCUUCUUCAUUCAAUUUUCCCUAUCAUCGCUACUAGAGCAGAUAAUGGCGCCCCGCAAGAAGACAGAAGAGAAGGCCACAGCCAACGAGGCCGCAGAUCUAGUAUUGGAGUAUCUACGCAAGCAAAACCGCCCAUACUCGGCUAUCGAUGUUUCGGCGAAUCUACACAACAAGGUCACAAAAGCGUCUGCGGCAAAGAUUCUGAAAGAUCUCCACGAACAGAAAGCAAUUGAGGGGCGUGCCGCUGGCAAGCAAAUCGUAUACCACGCUUUACAGAAUGCAGCCGAAGCAUGCACCACUGAACAACUCGCCGCUCUCGACGAAACCAUUCUCGAUCUCCGCACGCAAACCACUACUCUUAUCGCAGCCGCAAAGAAUCUCCGUGGCUCCUUGUCCAGUCUCAACUCCACGCUCAGCACGGCAGAUCUUGUCGCCAAUGUUACCACUCUUGAGACAGAGAAAGAGCAGAUCGAAUCUAGACUUGAUGGACUGAAGAAGGGAAAGGCGAAGAAGGUCACGACAUCAGAGCGAGAAGCGAUCGAGAAGGAAUGGAAGAAGAGCAUUCGUGUGGCAAAGAAGAGGCAGAAGAUUGUGACGGAGAUGUGGAAAGAGAUCAAGGAGAAUUUUCCUGAUCCGCAAGAGAGAGAGGACCAGAGGGAGAUGUUCGACCUCGAUGGAUGA